Gadus macrocephalus (Pacific cod) is the source of this 6427-nucleotide messenger RNA. Its product is annotated as NACHT, LRR and PYD domains-containing protein 12-like. NCBI's taxonomy places the organism in Eukaryota, Metazoa, Chordata, Actinopteri, Gadiformes, Gadidae. The transcript is spliced from 13 exons. Gene Ontology annotation, molecular function: protein binding. The coding region runs from base 1305 to 4964 and encodes 1219 amino acids. The record is from RefSeq and is a predicted model, not a curated record.
GCUUUGGGGAUCGAACCCAGAACCUUCAGCCUUGAGUCGAGCGUCAGGUUGAGGUUAAUAAUGACUGUUUUGUCUGAUUCAGUAUUGGUUCUUAAUCACGGGUCCUGUGGUGACUUUAAAGGUACUGAGGAUAGAAUGGACAGUGGUUAUAUUUGUAGUGAGGUAUUAUGAUUAUAUUAUUUCGACAGGAAGACGGCCAUCUUGGUUAGUGAAGGUGUUUGAACGUCAUCUUGUACUGGGUCUUGUUCUCUGUGGGCCUGCAUCAUUCUGCAGUAGUGAAGGCCUACUCUAUAUCUGAGAGCAUCACUCGUAUGAGAGGGACAUGACCUUCAAGGUGAAUUAACACUGCCGCGACCGCCUCAACACAGAAGUCACUGGUGACGACUGGUCCGUGUUCUUCAGCUCAGCCAAUCCCACUGACAUCCUCUCACCAGCAGGCGGUGCUGCAGUGCACCUUUUCAAGGGUUUCAAAACGGACCUAGCAAAAUGAUCCACUUUACUACCGCUGGAGUUGAUUGAAUCACGGACUGCAGAAGAGUAGAACGUUUGUGACUUUUUUUCUUUUAUGUGUGUGUUUGUGUGAACUCUGAGAACUCUGCUCACUCUGAGUACUCUGUAGCCUACUCAGAGUGGACAGUGCUCAGAGCUCUCUGUCCAUUCUUCAUUUUUUAAAACAGUGAUUACUAUUCAUCAUUGAAUGAGGUCAUGGAUCAACCACCUAUAAGAGGUUAGAGUAUGAACUGGGAGGGGAACUGGUCCAACUGGUUGGUUCACCAUUUCCUUUGUAUGAGUCGGAUAGUAUGUUGUGGCUCACUUUGACACUGUAGGAAGAAGACUAAGAUACUGUAGUCCACUCUUAUCUAUGAUAGAUCAUAAAUAUGAAUAACUUUGAAUCUUAUCAGUAGGUUGAUCAUUUUUAAGAUUCCAGCUCUGUAGAAUGAUACCUGUUAGUCUGUGGGCAUUGGGGAUCGAACCCUGAACCUUCCAGCCUGGAGUCAAGUGUCAGGUUGACGUUAAUAAUGACUUUUUCUUCUUGUGUGUCCUUGGGUGACUUUAAAGGUACUUAGGACAGAAUGUACAGCUGUUAUAUUUGUAGUGCAGUAUUAUGAUAACAUUAUUUAGACAGCAAGACGGCCAUCUUGCUUUGUGAAGGUGUUUAAACGACUUCUCUUACCGGGUCUUGUUCUCUGUGGGCCUGCCUCACAGAUCUGGUUGUGAUGUCAUACCACAUGAGGAAGUCCAUAUAUGGUCCUGCCUCCAGAGCGGUUUAACCAGCACAGGGAGCAGUUGGUCUCCAGUCUACUAUGGAUGAGGAGAUAGAGGAGGGGGGUCCUACCUCUAAGACCACUCUGUCUGGGGAACAUGGCCGCCGGAGCAAAGCUAAGAGCCCAGAGAAACAGGAUAGAGCAGACUCCCCUGGACCCAGCUGUGUCUCCAUGAAGAGUGACCGCUCUAUGUAUAAUCCUGUUGGGUUUAAAGAUGGAAAUCAGUCUAUUGAGAAGAGAAGAGUCCAGCAGGAGAGAGCAGACUCACCUGGACCCAGCUGUGUCUCCAUGAAGAGUGACCGGUUAAUGGAAAGAAUUAACUGUUUUGAACCAAAAAGAGUCCAGCAGCAGAGAGCAGACUCCCCUGGACCCAGCUGUGUCUCUAUGAAGAGUGACCGCUCUAUGGAUCAUCCUCCUCUCUUUAAAGAUGGACACCCCUCCAGAGAGGAGAGACAACCCCACCAGAGGUCAAAGGUUACCAGUGCUCAGUCUGUACAGCAGCAUCAAAGAGAGCUGAUCAUGAGGGCUGAGAAGAACGCACAAGCUUUCCUAGACAAGGAGCUGAAGAAGCUCUGGAGAGAUCUCUUCUCAGAUUACCCACAAUGCUCAGAGAGUCAGAGGGAGGAGGAGGAGGUGGAUGGUAAGAACGAGGAGCAGAGGAGGCGCGCCAUACAGGGAGUGGUGGAGAUCACAAAGCUCUGCCUGAUGGAGAUGAACCAGGAGGAACUGGCCGACACACUGUGGGGGGGAUCUGCUGCUGUUGAGUGCCAACAUAAAAUCAAGUCUCAUUUGAAGAAGAAGUUCAAGUUUGUGUCUGAGGGAAUCCCUAAAGCAGGAAAUCAAUCGGGUCUGAAUGACUUCUACACAGAGCUCUUCAUCACAGAGAGAGGCAGUGGAGAGGUCAACAAAGAACAUGAGGUCAGACUGAUUGAAACAGCUUCCAGGAAACCAGCCAAGGAAGAAACACCAAUUAAAUGUGAAGACAUCUUUAAACCCUUACCUGGACACGAUCAACCAAUCAGAACAAUAUUGACAACUGGAGUGGCCGGCAUUGGUAAAACCAUCGUAACGCAAAAGUUCACUCUGGACUGGGCUGAAGGCAAAGCCAACCAUGACAUACACUUCGCAUUUCUUUUAACUUUCAGAGAGCUGAAUUUACUGAAAGAAAAAGAGUUUAGCUUGGUGGAACUUCUUUAUCACUUUUUUAGUGAGACUAAAGAAGCAGGAAUCUGCAGAUAUGAACUGUUCGAAGUUGUCUUCAUCUUGGAUGGUCUGGAUGAGUGUCGACUUCCUCUGAACUUCCAGAACAACCAGACCUGGACUGAUGUCAAAGAGCCGUCCUCGGUGGAUGUGCUGCUGACAAACCUCAUCAGGGGCGACCUGCUUCCCUCCGCUCGCAUCUGGAUAACCACACGCCCUGCGGCAGCCAAUCGGAUCCCUGCUGAGUGUGUUGACAUGGUAACAGAGGUGAGGGGGUUCACCGACUCACAAAAGGAGGAGUAUUUCAGUAAGAGAUUCAAAGACGAGAAGCUGGCCAACACAAUCAUCUCCCACGUCAAGAAAUCACGAAGCCUCCACAUCAUGUGUCACAUCCCAGUCUUCUGUUGGAUCACUGCAACAGUUCUCAAGGACAUCUUAAAAAAAUCCCAGAGAGAAGAGAUGCCCAAGACCGUGACUCAGAUGUACAGCCACUUCCUGAGGGUUCAGUCGAUACAGGGGGACAGGAAGUAUCAUGGGAGAGCUGACACGGAUCCAUACUGGGGUCCAGAGAACAGGAAGAUUGUUUUUUCUUUGGGAAAACUGGCUUUUAACCAGCUGGAGAAAGGCAACCUGAUCUUCUACGAGGCAGACCUGGCAGAGUGUGACAUCGAUAUCAGAGCAGCCUCAGUGUACUCAGGAGUGUUCACUCAGAUCUUUAAAGAGGAGUGUGGGAUGUACCAGGACAGGGUGUUCUGCUUUGUCCAUCUGAGCCUCCAGGAGUUUCUGGCUGCCCUUUAUGUCUUUCUGUCCUUCAUCAACGAUGGUGUCAAUCUGCUCUCAGAAGAACCACCCACCUCUGGGGAAGAUAAACUCCUCCUCCUCUACCAGAAUGGUGUGGACAAGGCCUUACAGAGUGAGAACGGACAGCUGGACUUGUUCCUCCUCUUCCUCCUGGGCCUCUCUCUGGAGAAAAAUCAGAUUGUCCUACGAGGUCUGCUGGGAUCGACAGGAACUAGCUCACUGACCAAUACAAAAACAGUGUCUUACAUCAAGGAGAAAAUAGAUGGAGAUCUCUCUCCAGAGAAAAGCAUCAAUCUGUUCCAUUGUCUGAAUGAGCUGAACGACCGUUCUCUAGUGAAGGAGAUCGAACAGUACCUGACAUCAUCAAGUCUCUCCGGAGAAUCUCUCUCUCCUGCUCAACUGUCUGCUCUGGCCUUCAUCCUAGUGACAUCAGAAGAGGAGCUGGACGUGUUUGACCUGAAGAAAUACUCUGCUUCAGAGGAGGGUCUUCUGAGGCUGCUGCCAGUGGUCAAAGCCUCCAAAACAUCUCUGCUGAAUAGCUGUCAUCUGUCAGAGAGAUGCUGUGAAGCUCUAACCUCAGUUCUCAGCUCCAACUUCUCUAGUCUGAGAGAGCUGGACCUGAGUACCAAUCGGCUGAAGGAUUCAGGAGUGAAGCUGCUCUCUGCUGGACUGGGGAGUCCACACUGUACACUGGAAACUCUCAGGCUGAACAGCUGUUAUCUGUCAGAGAGAUGCUGUGAAGCUCUGGCCUCAGUUCUCAGCUCCAACUCCUCUCGUCUGAGAGAGCUGGACCUGAGUACCAAUGAUCUGCAGGAUUCAGGAGUGAAGCUGCUCUCUGAUGGACUGGGGAGUCCACAAUGUAAACUGGAAACACUCAGCUUGUCUGGCUGCCUGGUCACACAGGAAGGCUAUGCUUCUCUGGCCUCAGCUCUGAGCUCCAACCCCUCCCAUCUGAGAGAGCUGGACCUGAGCUACAAUCACCCAGGAGACUCUGGAGCUGCGCUGCUCUCUGCUGGACUGGAGGAUCCACGCUGGAGACUGGACACUCUCAGUGUGGAGCACGGUGGAGUGUGGAGGCUGAGACCAGCUCUAAAGAAGUAUGCCUGUGAACUCACACUGGACCCCAACACGGCCCACAGACGACUCUCUCUGUCUGAGGACAACAGAAAGGUGACGGUGGUUGGAGAGGACCAGUUGUAUCCGGAUCACCCAGAGAGAUUUGACUCCUGGUACCAGGUGUUGGGUAGAGAGGCUCUCACUGGCCGCUGUUACUGGGAGGUAGAGAGGGAAGGAGGUGUUGUUAUAGGAGUGACAUACAGAGGAAUCACAAGGAGAGGAGGGGGUGAAGACAGCUCGCUCGGAUGGAACAACAAGUCCUGGAUUCUUCAUUGUUAUGAUGAUGAUAGUUACUAUGCCUGGUACAACGGUAGAGUAACAGCCAUCCCUCUCCCCCCCGCUGGCUCCACCAGAGUAGGAGUGUAUCUGGACCGGCCUGCUGGCUCUCUGUCCUUCUACAGAGUGUCCCCAGGUGGAGGAGGGUCCUCAGACACACUGACACACCUCCACACCUUCUGGUCCUCCUUCACCCAGGAGGACCUCCUCCCUGGGGUUGGGUUUGGGUUAUGGGGGGGGGGAUUAGUAGUGCUACCUGGCGAGCAGGCUCAGCGGUGUGGCUCAGCGUCUCUGUGUAAGUUAUAGUCUCUCUGUCUGUCUGUCUGUCUGUCUGUCUGUCUGUCUGUCUGUCUGUCUGUCUGUCUGUCUGUCUGAUGACACACAUGAACACAAACAUGCAUAUGUGAACACACACACGGGUAUAUUACCACACACACAUAUAAAUACACAUACGCACAUAUAGUAACGCACACACAUGCAAGCGCACACACACGCAUAUAUGAAUUAACAUAAAGACACACACAUAUAAACAUACACGCAUGCACAGACGCAUAUAUAAACACACAUAUUACAAACACGUAAAAGGAACACAAACAUGCACGCACACACACACGUGUAUAUGAACAAAAACAAACACGUAUAUAUGAACACACAGAAAACAAGUGCGUACAUAUGAACACGCGCCACGUGCAAACACACACCAUAUUAUAAACACUCAAAUAUACACACAGACACACACGUGCAAACGCACACUCACUGCACAAAUGCAUAUAUAACUGUGUGCGCGCCCGCAUGCACGCGCCGCACACGCAUCUAUGAACACACACACACGCAGAUAUGAACACACACACACACACAUAUAUGAACACACACACACGCAGAUAUGAACACACACACGCAUAUAUGAACACACGCAGAUAUGAACACACACAUGUAUAUAUUAACACACACACUGUGUUUUGGUGAUUUAUCAUGUGCUCAACUAUAAUCCAAAUGCUACAUUUUCUUGGUCUUCUUAAAGUUGAUCUUCAUUAACCAUGAAAGGUAGAGACUUUUAAGAUCUUCCAUCAGGUUAACUUAGCAGCUUUUACAAAGACAAUAUUUUUAAUGUGAAAUCUAUUUUAAUAAUUGAUUUUUGGCAAAUGUUAACAUUUUUAUAGUGCAAUAUUGUGUCUAUUUUCAGACUUUAACAGUUUCAUACUGCAGGGCUCUGAUAUCAGUUUAUAUUUUGAUAAGCCUAACAUGAUGUACAGCAGAACUUAUAUUAUAUUCAUCGUGCAAGCGGUCUAUGGGAAAAGCUAUAGAUCAUGUUGUGACUUUAAACUGAGUAUUGAUUCCUUGUGUUCUGUGGGGAACAACACAGCAGCAGAACAUGUUCAGUUAUUAAAGAUAUGUGCACACCUGUUUAUGAUUGGUAAUGUCUGCUGCAUCUAUUGUUUGAGUCCUUGUUUUUAUUGUGUACAUGUAAGGGACUGUUCUUCUAUUGUUUGAGUCCUUGUGUUUAUUGUGUUCAUGUAAGGGACUGUUCUUCUAUUGUUUGAGUCCUUGUGUUUAUUGUGUUCAUGUAAGGGACUGUUCUUCUAUUGCUUGAGUCCUUGUGUUUAUUGUGUUCAUGUAAGGGACUGUUCUUCUAUUGUUUGAGUCCUUGUGUUUAUUGUGUUCAUGUAAGGGACUGCUCUUCUAUUGAUUGAGUCCUUGUGUUUAUUGUGUUCAUGUAAGGGACUGUUUUUCUGUUGUCCUGGUUAAUAAAGCAUAAUGGUGAUAAACAA